AGUCUCAUCAGCAUAGGUGAUGGGUCGAGAUGCGAGUGGGGCUAGAGCUAGUAUAAAAGAGGGUCCGUGGCAUCUGUGGAGCAUCAGUCCUCAAAUCCAAGGAACAGCAGCUACCAUGAGGGCAUUCAUGAUCGUGGUGCUCGUCGCUUCAGCGAUGGCGCGGCCAGAAGCCGGUUACUCUUACUCUCAGCCUAGCUCUUCUUACGGAGCACCAGGAGGUGGAACUACUGGAAUCGGUGGAGGAUUAGGUGGUGGAUUAGGCGGUGGACUUGGAGGUGGACAUGGCGGUGGAAUCGGCGGUGGACUGGGCAGUGGAUUGGGCGGUGGACUUGGCGGUGGACUUGGUGGUGGAUUCGGUGGAGGUUUCGGUGGUGGCUUUGGAGGUGGCAUCGGUGGCGGUGGCGGUGGAGGUUUUGGUGGAGGCGUUGGAGGAGGCGGUGGCUUUGGAGGUGGUUCUCUGAUUCAGAAACACAUUUACGUGCAUGUGCCACCACCAGAAGCCCCAGAAGACAGACCAACCAGACCUAUUGCACCACCUCCACCACCUCAGAAACAUUAUAAGAUUAUAUUCAUCAAGGCACCUACACCACCAACUCCCACUGCUCCUGUUAUUCCUGCUCUUCCUCAACAAGAUGAACAGAAGACAUUGAUUUACGUGUUGGUUAAAAAGCCAGAAGAAGCACCAGAAAUCACAUUGCCCACCAUUGCUCCUACUCAACCGAGCAAACCAGAAGUAUACUUCAUCAAAUACAAGACCCAGAAGGAAAUUACUUCUGGUGGUGGAGGCGGCGGCGGCGGCGGUGGAAUCGGCGGUGGAAUCGGUGGUGGAAUUGGAGGUGGAAUUGGCGGAGGAAUCGGUGGCGGAAUCGGUGGAGGAAUCGGUGGAGGAAUCGGUGGUGGGUCCGGUGGAGGUAUCGGAGGGCUGGACGGUCAUGGCGGCAGCGGACCAAGCGGACCCAGCACAUCUUACGGGACACCUGGCGCUUCAGGGCCUUACUAGUCACUCAAAAUGCCCAUUGAACCCCCGCAGCUCCUCCUCUACCCGUAAUCGAACCUAUGUCUACGCUCCGCGACACGCACGCAUUCACGGCUUCGGCCAGGGCUUUAGCCACGGCUCAAUAGCGAUCCUAUUGGACGCGACACACUGUGAUCCCACGUGGACGACCGCGCUGACGAGCAGGAACAAAAUAAUCGAGUGGACAUUCGAUAGUAACACGAGGCUCCUGCUCGCGAUUCGGCGUUAUAUGAUUAGUAAGAAUAAUGCAAAGACGACCACAAUUUUGUGGAUUACCACGAUGGCUAGGAUGAUGAUGAUGAUGAUGACGAUGAUAAUGAUGAUGAUAAUAACGACGACAAUCAAGAUGAUGAUGAUGAUGAUGGUGAUUCUAACAAAUGUUAGAAACAUGAUAACCAAGACGACGACGACGACAACGAUUAGGAUUAAAUG
Molecule: messenger RNA, 1447 nt
Organism: Apis laboriosa (Himalayan honeybee)
Lineage: Eukaryota; Metazoa; Arthropoda; Insecta; Hymenoptera; Apidae
Gene: Grp
Product: glycine-rich cell wall structural protein
Exons: 3
Coding region: 20-1000 (326 amino acids)
Source: RefSeq, a predicted model, not a curated record